AAAGACGAACAAUGGCGCUGCGAAUAUUUCCGCGGGGCCAACAUGGAAGAGAAAGAUCGGGAAACCCAAUCUGACGACACCGUCUCCACCAUGACCACGAUUUCUCGGCACACAUACGGCGAUGAUUUGUGCAUCUCCGUCAUUGAGAACAUGAAGGAGGACUACGGCCUCUUCGUCUGGCCCUGCAGCGUGAUUCUCGCCGAGUACGUUUGGCAACACAGGGAGCGAUUCUCAGGAGCCACUGUUCUCGAGCUUGGUGCUGGAACUUCCUUGCCUGGUUUGGUUGCAGCAAAACUCGGUGCCCGUGUCACUCUCACCGAUGAUUCCAGUAGAUUAGAGGUGCUUGACAACAUGAGAAGAGUUUGUGACUUGAAUAAACUUGAGUGCAAUGUGCUAGGAUUGACUUGGGGAGUUUGGGAUUCAUCCAUGCUCAGUUUGAAGCCAACAAUUAUCCUAGGGGCUGAUGUUUUGUAUGACUCAAAUGCCUUUGAUGACCUUUUUGCCACUGUGACAUUCCUGCUACGAAAUUCUCCAGGGUCAACCUUUAUCACUUCAUACCAUAAUCGAAGUGGACAUCACCUUAUUGAGUUCUUGUUGGAAAAAUGGGGCUUAAAGUGUCUCAAGCUCAUUGAUGGGUUUUCUAUAUUGCCAUCCUACAAGGCAUCACAACUAAGUGGUAACAUCCAAUUGGCUGAGAUAGCACUUAUCUCAAAAGACAACGCUUGAGGAUUGGAGUGUGGGACAGGAGAUUGGAGCUGGAUCCGAAUCAUGAGGCCUAUUCUACCUCCAACCAUAUUCAUCUGUCAUACGUGCUCUUUUGAGUUUUCUGAUCUUCCUUAUCAUCAAGGUCAUCCAAGAUUGGACAAAUUGAAGUGCAUGGUUGAAGCCGUUAAGUUAUGAAUAGUAUCAACUUGCUGCUCUUAAUUUUUACCUAUAAAAUCAUCCCUUCAAUGAGCAGGGGCUACAAAGGUCAUGUUGCUGAGCGGCACCUUUCCUCAGUUUCCUGCCUCGUUACUUUAGACUUCAAAAAUGAAAUUUUGUAACUGUGUUCUAAAUCAUUUUCCCAGGAUAAGCUUUAGCUUAGCUUUUACUACAUUUGAGAUAAACAUACAUAUUUCUUUAUGGAGGGAAAAAAGUAUUAAUCUUGCCAUCUUGAAAAUGUGAUUAACCAGUGUCAUACUUCUAACUUGACUUGGAAUAUCAUAAUUUAACUUGAAUUAAAUUAAGACUUAAUCACUCUGCAGUUCUUCCUAAUCUCUUGCCGCCACUGAUUCUACUCAUGGUCUUCACAAAAGCCUCCAAGAAAGUUGUGACAUGUGGAAGGUUGGCGCUGGUAAUUAUAUGGUUUCACUGGCCUUAGAUGUUCUUCCAUCCUUUCUCCCUUUAGAAACAUCCCAUUUAGGUCCUCCAGGUCAAAACUUGCAAAUGCAUGUUACAUAUCUGUAUAUGCCAAUGCUAAAGAACACAACAAUUGUUUGAAUCUCAAUGAUCAGAGUUUGGUAGUUAGCUUUUUUAAAAACUGCAUCCAUCCCUUGCUUCUAGAGCAAGGAUAUCAGCACAUGAGACCACACCAGGGCAUGAAGCUUCUACUUCAUUAAUGACAUAAAAUGCAUGCAAAGAAACAAUUGGUGGUCCAUCUAGUCCUGUUUUUUGUUGUUUCAUUUUGAUAAUGUAAUAUUACAUUAUACAAAUCUAAAAGUGUUUUUUGACCAAUAUUGCCCAAACAAUAUUCAUUUUGUCAAACUUGCUUCUGGGAUAAAAGUAUCCAAAACAGAAAUCACAUCAAUAAAUUCAGUUUUAACCAAAUCCAGUUUUGUAAACUUAAGUUAACACAAACUCUGUUUUGACGUGCUUCAAUUAUGAGAAAGGAGUGUAUAGGGUGGUUAAGGCUGAACCAUCGUGAUUUUGCUUUUUGCUGCCAAAGCUAAAAGUUUGCACUGCAAGUUUUUAUAGUUAUGAACUUAUGAUGGUAGCCAUGUUUUAUCAAGGCUAUAAUUAUUAGAGUAAAUUUCCCGUUUGAUGUGGAUUCUACCUCAAAGGAAUCUAAUUAUUAAAGAUCAUGCAUUACUUUUGUUUCCCGACAGUUUGGUGCAUUUGUAAAAGCACACAGUAUAAUGUGAUUUCCCCUCUUAAUUUAAGAAAAGUAAUUUGUAAUUAUGUAGUACCAAGUCCAUUAUUCACUUUUUGGAUGUUUUGUAACAGGUUAGCUUAUUUACUUUCUGAAUGUAAUCGAUGUUUUGUAACAAAGAUGAAGUAGAAAUUGAAGAUUUGAAGUAAUAGUUUGCAUGUGGUUGUUAUCU
Molecule: messenger RNA, 2300 nt
Organism: Lotus japonicus
Lineage: Eukaryota; Viridiplantae; Streptophyta; Magnoliopsida; Fabales; Fabaceae
Exons: 7
Coding region: 43-726 (227 amino acids)
Cellular component (GO): nucleus; cytoplasm
Source: RefSeq, a predicted model, not a curated record